AUGAGCAACUGCAAUGUAGCUUCCACGCCAUUAAAAACUAGAGAAAAGUUGAGGAAGGAGAUAGAUGAUGAGUUUGUAAGUGUAAAACUAUACAAAGAGAUCAUUGGAUCCUUGAGGUACAUUUGCAAUACUAGGCCAUAUAUAUGUCAAAGUGUCAGAUUAUUGAGCAGAUUCAUAGAGAAACCCCAAGAAUAUCAUCUCAUAGCAGCUAAGAGAGUGUUGAGAUACAUUAAAUGUACAAUUGAUCAUGGUGUGUUGAUGUCAAGACAAAAGAAAACCAGCCUAGAUGCAGAGGUAUAUGGCUACAAUGAUUCAGAUUUUAGUGGAGAUCAAGACGAGAAGAAGAGUACUGCAGGCUACAUAUUCAUAAUUGAAGGUGCUCUAAUCUCUUGGAGCUCGAGGAAGCAAAGAAUUAUGGUUUUUUCAUCAUGUGAAGCUAAGCACAUAGUUGCAUCUUAUGCAUCAUAUCAGGAAGCAUGGAUAAAGAUGUUGCUCGAAGAGCUCAAGAUUAUGUAA
Messenger RNA from Vicia villosa (hairy vetch), 516 nucleotides. Its product is annotated as secreted RxLR effector protein 161-like. The record is from RefSeq and is a predicted model, not a curated record. Bases 1 to 516 code for a protein of 171 amino acids. NCBI's taxonomy places the organism in Eukaryota, Viridiplantae, Streptophyta, Magnoliopsida, Fabales, Fabaceae. The transcript has a single exon.